Mytilus californianus (California mussel) is the source of this 891-nucleotide messenger RNA. RefSeq names its product fibroleukin-like. The record is from RefSeq and is a predicted model, not a curated record. The coding region runs from base 40 to 606 and encodes 188 amino acids. Lineage: Eukaryota; Metazoa; Mollusca; Bivalvia; Mytilida; Mytilidae. The transcript is spliced from 6 exons.
GACAUAUGUAGUCAACAUUGCAAAAUUCAUCAGAAUACCAUGUAUGGAGAAUGGCUGUUCACUGCUUUUCUUCUCGGUUUUGGACAAAUCAAUUGCCAUAGAAUAAACAAAGAGAAAUGUGUCAGAGACGUAGCAGACAAAGUUGCCAAUCUUAUCACCGAAACAAGGAGUGAAUGCACUUUGACCCCUCUAAAUGAUUUAGACUUCCAACCUUCUGAUUGUGGAGAUUUGAGGAAAGGAAAACACAAAAGUGGAGUCUAUAAAAUCUACCCUUCUAGAACUUCCGGUUUUCAAGUUUUUUGUGAUAUGAAGAGCUACGAAGGUGGUUGGACGGUCAUUCAGAAAAGGACAAAUGGUUAUGUUGGUUUCUACAGAGACUGGGAUGCUUAUAAGGAUGGAUUUGGAGAUCUUCAAACAGAUUUCUGGUUAGGGAAUGAAUACUUGAACAAACUGACCGAACAAGGAUAUUACAUACUGCGGAUAGACAUGUGGGACUUCGAAAGUAAUCACAAAUAUGCCAUCUACGACACAUUUGUCGUUAACAACGAGGAGUCAGGAUACACACUGGAGGUAGCUGGUUAUGCUGGAAAUGCAGGCGAUGCAUAAGCUCAUCAUAAUGGACAUAGAUUUUCUACGAGGGACAAAGAAUCAACUUCUAAUAAAUGUGCUGCGAAUUAUAAAGGAGGAUGGUGGUAUAAUGGUUGUCAUCAUGCCAAUCUUAAUGGAAGAUACCUAAAGGGAACACAUAAAACUUAUGCUGACGGUAUUAAUUGGCGUCAGUGGAAAGGAUACUACUACUCACUAAAGGCAACACGUAUGAUGAUACGGAGAGCCUAAACGAAGUUUAUUUUUAUGAACAAACAAUAUUCAAUAAAAAUAUAAACCAUUUAA